AUGCCUCCUGCAAAGUCUGUCUCCUUCGAGCUCCUGCUGGACGAAGGCUCUAAAACCAGGGCGAGGAUUCCACUACGCAUUGUGCUCAACAUGCAUGAUAGCACCGAGUCCAUCAUAACAACAGUCAAGAACUUCUACGGCAUAUACGAUGGAAACGGAGUGAGUUUCGAAGAUGCCUGGGGUAACACUCUCAUUGCCUCCUAUGACAAUCUCGUCCAUAAUUCUACUGUCUAUAUGCGCAUUGUGCCAGCUCCCCAGACUGCGUCUAAUCCAUACCCACACGCCGUCCACAACGGCGAGAACGGCUAUGAACCUCGACGCCGACCCAGUUUGGGCGAGCCCUUUCAGAUGUUGCCACCUCACAUGCGCGAGCAAUCCCACUCGCCUUCGAGGCCUGCGUCCAGGGUUGCUCGUAAGCGGAGCGUUUCUCCAACGCAAGGGCGCGGCCGUCGAAGUGCGUCGCAGCAGAAAGCAUCGUCUUAUGCGGUUGUCAGCCGGGCCUCAAGUGCCACGGGAAGCUUUCAUGACGAGAACGGAUAUAGCGACAGUGAAGCUGGGCGCAGCUCAAUCUCUGGAUCCAAGAAAGCUCGAAGCGAGCAAUUUGCUAGCUCCGACAUCAGUACCGCCAAUGUCCUUCAAGAUGGGCGCCGUGGACAGCCCAUCUUUGACAGUUCGACUCUUCCUCUUUUCGUCCCUCCUCAGGUCCCGGUGACUGCAUCCCAGUCUUCCAUCUCACCUCAACGACGUUCACUCCCCCAGGAAGGCCCUUCACCCUUGCAUCCUGCAAGUCAAAAAAUAUACGGGCUGCAAAAUGUCCCUAUACUCUCUCCACAAAGUUACGGACCCAGUUCCCAUGUGUUUGGUAGCGGCGAUCAAGGAGCAGGCGUUGAUAUGGCAACACCUGUACCCCAACAUGGUCACCGACUACGUGACAGAUCCAGCAUGCAGCAGUCAUAUAUUGGGCGACAAGGAUAUAACGGGAACGGGAUCCUACCGACACCAGAUCCCACAGUAGCAAGUUGUAUUUCAGAUGAAGACGUGGCCCGUACCCUGAUUGCUCUGGGUGAUGCCUCCAACUACUCUCAUGGGCGCACCUCUAAUUCGACCAUGGAUGAGACUUUUAGUGGUGUUGCGGAUGCGGCUUCAUCGACUGGUGCAACAAGUGACAGUGACGAAUACAGUGAUGCAGAAGGCGGGCUCCCCAAACACAGAAAGUAUCUUGAUGACGAGGACGAGGAAUAUGCUCACGACAGCAUAAGGGGCGAUCAUGAGGAUUACGAGGGUCAGCCCAAAACCAAGAAAAUCAAGACGAAAAUGCAUGACGGCCCAUCCAAUGGGUAUCGGUCCAAGUCGGCUGGGUUAAUGAAGCAGGGGAAAUUACCCAAGGCUAGGCCAAACGGUCCUCCAAAGAUUGUCAAACAUUCGACACAACCUGGGCUUAUGAAGGCACCGUCCGCACCGGCGUCUGCCGGACAGGUCAGGAAGUCGUCUGGUUCAAGCCUCAACUUUCAACACCAACUCGCCGCGGAUGAGGAAGAUCUGUCUUCCAAACCCCGUUGUCAGCGAUGUCGAAAGAGUAAGAAAGGCUGCGACCGCCAGCGCCCUUGCGGGCGUUGCAAGGAUGCUGGCAUUGGCAUCGACGGAUGCAUCAGCGAAGACGAAGGAAAUGGCCGAAAAGGUCGAUAUGGCAGGCAUAUGGGGGUUCCGGUGAAGAAGCUCGCCGAGGACCUUCUGACAGAGCAAUCUGAUUCUGUCGCCGGCGCAGCCGAUGGGUUGAUGGACUCAAUUGGGACAUACGGGAGUCCUGACAAGAACAAGAAGAGGAAAAGGUGA
Messenger RNA from Fonsecaea nubica, 1833 nucleotides. RefSeq lists its product as hypothetical. Gene Ontology annotation, biological process: regulation of DNA-templated transcription. NCBI's taxonomy places the organism in Eukaryota, Fungi, Ascomycota, Eurotiomycetes, Chaetothyriales, Herpotrichiellaceae. The transcript has 2 exons. The coding region runs from base 1 to 1833 and encodes 610 amino acids. The record is from RefSeq and is a predicted model, not a curated record. Gene Ontology annotation, molecular function: zinc ion binding; DNA-binding transcription factor activity, RNA polymerase II-specific.